AUGGCGACCGAAGACGGUCCCAGCUCACACACUCAGGGAGAUCCACCUUCCCUGCCCGAGAUUGAUGCUCAAUCGUCUUUGCAUCAUGGUGUAGCUGACGUGUCCACGGAGGAUGUGCUCGAACCUGCGGACGCCUCUUCAACACAGCCUUCCACAACAGAGCAUCCAUCCACAAGCUCUGACAACAUGGCAGCGAAUCUCGACACAAAUCUUGCGCCGUCUUCAAUAUCUGUCCCAUCUUUGCCGGCUGAUGCCAAGAUGCCUUCGAUCACUGCAGAACCGGCACAACACGCGUUUGCCUCGUCUAAUCUUUCCGACAUUCCUGAUGAGGUCCUGGCAUUACCGAGCGAUCAGUACUCCACCGUUGCAGCACCAAUAGACAAUCAAGAUCCACCAAAUGAGGUUAGCAUCGAUCCAGAACACGCCAUGGACGACUACCGCGCCGUCAUCAAUGCACCUCUGCCGUCCAUGCUCAACAGCAACGCCAUCCCACUCGAGGAGGAUGCUUCUGGUGAUCUCUCGGCUUCGUCCAAUGAAGCGCUCACGCUCACAUCCACCGUCUCCAGAGGUAACUACCAUCAGUGUGGCUCAGCGCGGCGUGUCAAAGUCUACGAGCUCAAAGGCGAGACGUGGUUCGAUCGAGGCACCGGAUACUGCGCUGGCGUCUACGACGAGACAGUCGACGAAGCCCUCUUGGUGGCUCGCAGAGAGGAAAAGUGUCAGUUCCUCGAGGGCAUCGAUGUACCCGCCGAAGCUGAUGUCGACGAGACUGGACCAGUGUUGACAAAUGGCAACGGUGAGCAAGGCGCCACAAAUCCAGCAUCCACACCGCCGCAGCCAUGUCAAUUUGUAGUGGUUGUCAGCGAGAAUCUAGGGUCUGAGGACAUUCUUCUUGCCAGUAAGGUGGUCAAAGAGGAAGUCUACCAACGGCAGCAGGACACGCUAGUAGUGUGGACAGAACCGACUGGGGUCGACAUGGCACUCAGCUUUCAAGAAGCAGAAGGCUGCAACGAGGUCUGGGAGUUCCUUACAGAGGUGCAGAAGCACUUUAUGGGCCUGGCCGAAGAAGCACUCACCGACUCACCGCCAACAACACCAAAUCCACAUUCACCGACCGGCGUGCUCGGCAUGUCAGCUUCCGGCUCUGGCCUCGAGCCGCUUCUCAAUAUCAUGGGCGACUACAAAGGUCUGCCAGAACCCAGUCUUGCCAGCCUGGAAAAGAUCGAUGCCAUGCUCAAAGAGACCACUGCACGAGGGCCCAUGAUGCGCGAAAAGCUCACCACAUGGCUCAUGGAAGCUCAUUACAUCCGCAAACUCGUCCCCUUUUUCCACAGCGUUGAAGAACAUGAGGCACUUCCAGCCUUGCACAUGCUCUGCACCAUCAUGCAAACGCUCUUGCUCCUCAACGACAGCUUCCUCUUCGAAUACAUCUUGCAAGAUGACGUCUUCCUCGGCGUCGUAGGCAUGCUCGAGUACGAUCCAGAGUUUCCAAGCUUGAAGGCCAAUUACCGCGACCAUUUGACGCAGCGUGCGCGUUUCAAGCAAGUCAUUGACAUUGGUGACCCCAUGAUCGUUGCCAAGGUCCAUCAGACCUAUCGGCUCCUCUAUCUCCGCGAUGUAAUUCUGGCCCGUGUCGUUGACGAUCCCACUGUCUCGAUCCUCAACUCGUUCAUCUUCUUCUACCAAAACGACAUCGUCAAUUACUGCUCCCACGAUCUCUUCCUCAGUGAGCUCUUCCGUAUGCUCAUGAAUCCGGAGGAGCCCAAGGAAAGACGUUCAGAGGGCGUUCUCUUCCUGCAACAGCUUUGUGCGAUGGGCAAGCUCAUUCAGCUUCCCGUGCGCAUUUCGCUCUACCGCACACUUACAGAAUGGGGUCUCUUCAACGUCUUGCAAUACGCGCUCGAGAAUCUGGGUCAGACUGCACGAAAUGCCGCUGCAGAGAUUCUCAUGACCAUCAUCGAAUACGACGCCAACAGCAUGCGCGCUCAGGUCGUAUCGCAAGUAGAGCAGAACACGAAGCCACUGGUAAGCAUGAUGAUUGACAUGCUGCAUAACGAGCGCGAUCCAGGCCUCAAGACACAGAUCGCUGAGGCGAUGCGCAUCAUCUUCGACGUCGCUUCGGAUGGUGGACCGAUGGCAACACAAGCGCAGGUGCUUUCAGUGCAGGGUCUCAAUAAAGCAAAAGCAGAUCCCGACCGCUUCUUGACGUGGAUUUACGAAUCCGAGAUCGCUCGCCUUUGCUCGCCGUUCAAUUCGCUACCAGACUUCCGAGUACUGUCCAAAGGUGAAAAGCUUCCAACACAGCCUCGUCAUCGAUCCGCACUCUACGGUCACCUUUGCGACUUGUUGUGUCACAUGAUUGCGCAUCACUCGUUCAGGAGCCAGUACUUUGUGCUCACCUCCGAGAUCUCGAAGAAGGUCGGUUCGUUGCUCCAUGCACGCGAAAAGUACCUCCGACUCUCAGCAUUACGCUUCUUUAAGUACUGCCUGGCGAGCAACAACCAGUUCACCAAUCGUCACUUUAUCAAGAUCGAGCUCUUCUCCACCAUUCUGGGUCUCGUCGAGGCGGAAGGCGACCGCAACAAUUUGGUUUCCUCCGCCUGUUUGGACUUCUUCGAGCACAUGAGGAGGGAGAAUUUCAAGACGUUGAUAAGCCACUGCAUGGAUCGCCAUGGAUCUCGGAUGCGACUUCUCGCAGAACAGUCUCACACUGCGCCCUGCUUCUCGUUGCUUGUCAGUCAGUGGGAAAAGAACCAGGAGCCGCUGUCACAGCAAGAGGCCGCCGAGCCCCUGCACCGCGCAGGCGAGGUGGAUGAAAAGUCUCAGCAGCGACCCGAGGCAGCUCGUGGCCAGAUUGCAAUUGCAGCAGCUGAUCCCGACGAGGAGAACUACUUCCAAGAAGAAGACGAAGUCGUCCAGGAUGUCGAGGCGCGUGCCACUGGCUCUGCCAUUGGUCUUGUUCCUUACGGUGACGACGAGGACGAAGACGGCGCCAAUAAUGGGCAAUCCAUCGCACAAGAAAGCGGCAACAAGACAGCAGCGACUGGGCCGUCGGAAGGCACUUUGUCACUUUCGUCUCUUACAAAGGUCCCGGAGAAGCGUCGCAGGAUGGAGGAAGAUGAUGAUGCAGAUGACCAGCUCUCUCGGCUGUCGAGACGCAAGUCAGGUCGAGUGUCGAAGAACAAGAACAAGGCUGACUCCGACUCAAAGUCUCCAACUGAAGAUGAAGACGCCUCCAACUCGCAAUCGUCGGGCGCUUUGUUCCUUCGAAACAUGGCAACUACGAUCAGCAACACAUUUGGAGGCGGAAGUGACAAGCGCGAAAGAUCUCGGUCGCCCUCCCCCAAAAGAUCGAAGGGCAGUCAGAGUCCGUCUAGUUGUACAGAGGACUUGUCAGCUUCACCGAAGCAGGGAGCCGACAGCAGCCCUGCGACUUCCGCCUCACCCGGCAGCAAGCCUGGCAAUACCAACGCCAGCAAGAAUGGAGCCAGCGGUGUCGGAGGACUCGGUAUCAAGAGGAUCUCACUAGGCUUGACAGGCUCGUCCAAGAAGAUGGCAGCACAGUCAGACGUUCGUUCGACAGAUAAGCCCGAAGACGAAGAGUCAUGA
Messenger RNA from Ustilago hordei, 3609 nucleotides. RefSeq lists its product as uncharacterized. The transcript has a single exon. Gene Ontology annotation, biological process: protein dephosphorylation; DNA damage response. NCBI's taxonomy places the organism in Eukaryota, Fungi, Basidiomycota, Ustilaginomycetes, Ustilaginales, Ustilaginaceae. Gene Ontology annotation, molecular function: protein phosphatase activator activity. Gene Ontology annotation, cellular component: nucleoplasm; protein phosphatase 4 complex. The record is from RefSeq and is a predicted model, not a curated record. The coding region runs from base 1 to 3609 and encodes 1202 amino acids.